ACCGACUUCGAGACACAGAAAGAUGGCGGCCAUGCCCAAGCCCGCGACGGGCGGCUCAAAAGCCACCGUGUUGCUUGGAUCGCAAUGGGGAGACGAAGGAAAAGGCAAGCUGGCCGACAUCCUGAGCGGUGACAUGGAUGUCUGCGCUCGAUGCGCUGGAGGAAAUAACGCUGGACACACUAUCGUGGUCAACAUGGGUCCGGAAAAGGUGAAAACCAAGUUCGAUUUCCACCUCUUGCCCUCUGGCCUCGUCAAUCCUCGCUGUGCAGGUUUCAUCGGUUCGGGCGUUGUCGUUCACGUCCCCUCCUUCUUCGCCGAACUCGACACGCUGCAGAAGAAAGGCCUCAACUGCGACGGUCGUUUGUUCAUUUCUGACCGAGCUCAUCUUGUCUUUGACUUUCAUCAAGUCGUCGACGGCCUCAAGGAAGUCGAGCUGGGCGGAAGCAGCAUCGGCACGACUAAGAAGGGCAUCGGCCCAGCCUAUUCGUCCAAGGCCUCGCGCUCAGGUCUGCGCGUGCAUCACCUCUACGACAGCGAGCUUUUUGCCAACAAGUUCCGCAAGCUCGUUGAAGGUCGUUUCAAGCGUUAUGGCCACUUUGAGUACGACACCGAGGGAGAGAUUGCCCGUUACAAGGCCUUUGCGGAGCGACUGCGCCCUUACAUUGUUGAUGGAGUCACUUUCAUCCACACUGCUUUGGCCUCUGGCCGCAAGGUUCUCGUCGAGGGCGCAAACGCCUUGAUGCUCGAUCUUGACUUCGGAACGUAUCCGUUCGUCACCAGUUCCUCGACGAGCAUCGGCGGCGUGUGCACCGGUCUUGGCAUCCCGCCCACGGCCAUUGGCGAUGUCAUUGGCGUCGCAAAAGCCUACACGACGCGAGUCGGCGGCGGACCUUUCCCCACCGAAUUAGUCGAUGAUAUCGGCGUGCACAUGCAAGAAGUCGGCGCCGAGUACGGUGUGACGACGGGUCGGAGAAGAAGAUGCGGCUGGCUGGACCUUGUCGUUCUCCGCUACUCGUGCCUGAUCAACGGCUACACGAGCCUUAAUUUGACCAAGCUCGACGUCCUGGACAACCUCAAGGAGAUCAAGGUGGCCACGAGCUAUCUGAGCAACGGCAAGGAGCUGACCAGCUUCCCCGCCGACCUAGAGGUACUUGCCAAGGUUGAGGUGCAGUACACAACGCUGCCCGGCUGGCAGGGCGACAUUGCCUCGGUCACGUCUUUCGACGAGCUGCCAGAAACGUGCCGAAAAUACGUCGAGUUCAUCGAACAGUUCCUCAAUGUCCCCAUCAAGUGGAUCGGCGUCGGACCGGGAAGAGAAGCCAUGAUCAAGCACUAAGAAGCUCGUCUGUGUUGUUGUCUUGACGUACUAAGUAAUAGAAUCACAAAUCUCGAAGCAUCCCUUUUUUCUUUUCUUUGCCAUUCAUUUCACCAGGAGUGGAAGAAGGAAAU
Molecule: messenger RNA, 1449 nt
Organism: Acaromyces ingoldii
Lineage: Eukaryota; Fungi; Basidiomycota; Exobasidiomycetes; Exobasidiales; Cryptobasidiaceae
Product: Adenylosuccinate synthetase
Exons: 7
Coding region: 23-1336 (437 amino acids)
Biological process (GO): 'de novo' AMP biosynthetic process; IMP metabolic process
Cellular component (GO): cytoplasm
Molecular function (GO): GTP binding; adenylosuccinate synthase activity
Source: RefSeq, a predicted model, not a curated record